Messenger RNA from Lachancea sp. 'fantastica', 1428 nucleotides. The record is from the annotation of a GenBank genome assembly. NCBI's taxonomy places the organism in Eukaryota, Fungi, Ascomycota, Saccharomycetes, Saccharomycetales, Saccharomycetaceae.
AUGAUAACAAUGAGAGCGUUACGAGUGGGAUCAAGUUUACUUGGUUAUCCAGCUCUCAAAGUUGGAUUAGCAAGACUGGCGUUUGCAAGGUCCAAUUCAAACUAUUGCAAACCUUUAGAAAAAUAUGAACAAUUAGUAAAAUCAAGAAGGCUCAAUGACGACCCGCUGCAGAGAUCUGUCAUUUCAUCACUAAGCAAGCUUUAUGAAUCGCUUGUGGAAUACAAACCACCCCAGGUACGAGAUCCCAAUCCACUGAGUCAACUUGGUUGGAGGGCAAGCUUUUUGGGUAAAAUGCUGCUGCUGCCUAAAUACUCCACAGAGGGCAUUCCAAAGGGGAUCUAUCUAUAUGGAGAUGUUGGUUGUGGCAAGACGAUGCUCAUGGAUCUAUUUUAUUCAACCGUCCCGCCGCAUCUCACAAAGCGCAGGAUGCAUUUCCAUCAGUUCAUGCAAUACGUGCAUAAGCGGUCGCACGAACUUAUUAGCGAGCUCAACCUUGACGCUCUAGGAGGUGCCAAACACAAGGAAAUCGAUCCGAUCCCCUUCCUGGCUACAGAAAUUGCACGCCAAUCGAGGGUACUGUGUUUUGACGAGUUCCAGGUCACAGACGUGGCAGAUGCCAUGGUCCUGAGAAGGCUCAUGACGGCGCUGCUGUCCAAAAAAUAUGGUGUAGUGCUUUUUGCCACCAGUAAUAGGAAACCAGACGACCUGUAUAUCAAUGGUAUUCAACGAGAAUCGUUCGUUCCUUGCAUCGAACUGCUCAAGCAAAGGACCCAGGUAGUCGAACUGGACUCCAAAACUGACUACCGCAAAGUAAGCCGCCCACUUUCUUCCGUGUACUAUUUUCCACCCAAAGGAGUACCCUAUAGGUCGGCUGAGUGUACAGCUGCAAGAGUGCAGCACGUAAAACAAUGGUACGAGUACUUUUCGCAGUUAGAGACCCAUGGACAAGGCAAUGAGCCCCACGAAAUCCACACCAACUUCAAGCUCAAAGUCUGGGGUAGAGAGCUCAAUGUACCGCGGUGUACCCCAGAAAGAGUUGCGCAAUUUUCUUUCAAGGAGCUAUGUGGCAACCCGCUUGCCGCAGGAGACUACUUGGCGCUUUCCAGUGCCUUCAAAUGCUUCGUUGUCACCGAUAUCCCUUAUCUGUCAAUUCAUGUUCGUGACGAAGUCAGGCGUUUCAUCACUUUUCUCGACGCCGUCUACGACAAUGGAGGAAAACUUGCAACUACAUCUGCUGCUCCAUUUCAACAGCUCUUCGUCGAGCCAGAGGCCAUUCAAAACGAUUACAUGCUACGUCCCGUCGAUACCGAGCAAGAAGCAUCGGUGCUGAACUCUAAUAUCUUCACAUUGGACGAAGAGCGUUUUGCCUUCGCUAGAGCUUUGAGUAGAUUGACACAAAUGAGUUCUUUAGAUUGGGUCGAGAGAUAA